AUGCCCACCAACCCACCCCCAGUCCUCGAUCUAAGCUACAAAGGCGUUGAAGAAGCCUACGAACUGAUCAAAGAAAAAGUAAAGAAGACGCCAGUGCUGACGAGCGAGUCGAUCUCCAAGAUCGCGGACGAGAGCGGGCGCACGCGACUGUUUUUCAAGUGUGAGAAUUUUCAAAAGGGAGGGGCGUUUAAGAUCAGAGGCGCGACGCAUGCUCUUGAACGAUUGAGUCCGCAACAACUACAGGCUGGAGUGAUCACGCACUCGUCCGGGAACCAUGCGCAGGCAUUAUCAAUAGCAGCUCAAGCAAAAGGCGUCCCGGCCUACAUCAUCAUGCCAUCCAACUCCGCCCGCCCAAAGAUCGAAGCAACAAAGAGCUACGGCGGCAAAAUCUACUUCUCAGACCCCUCCGCAUCCGCGCGAGAAGCCCUCACGGCUUCAAUCCAAAGCCAAACCGGCGCGACCCUCGUCCCGCCGUACGAUCACCCGGCCAUCAUCCUCGGCCAGGGCACCGCCUUCCUCGAACUCGUCUCGCAAGCUGCCGAGGAGGACGGCGUGGAGCUGGAUGCGGUGAUCGCGCCGGUUGGGGGAGGAGGGUUGCUUGCUGGCACGGCGCUAGCGGCGCAGGGCGGCGGCGGCAGCCGCGUGCGCGUGUUUGCGGGCGAGCCGGCGGACGCGGACGAUUGCUAUCGUGGACUCGCGAGCGGCGAGCGGGUGCCGGUGUCGGCGACCACGACGGUCGCGGACGGGUUGCGGACGCCGGUCGGGGUGACGAACUUUGGGGUUAUUCAGAAGCAUGUGGACGCGGUGUUUACGGUCAGCGAGGAGGAGAUUUUGAGAGCGAUGAGGCUGAUUUGGGAGAGGAUGAAGAUCGUGGUGGAGCCGUCGGCUGCGGUGCCGCUUGCGGUUGUUUUGUCGGAGCGGUGGAAGGCCGAGGGGGUGAAGGGGAACGUGGGGUUGAUCUUGAGUGGGGGGAAUGUGGAUUUGGAUAAAGCAGGAGAGUUGUUGAUGGGGAAAGUGCCAGCAGUUUGA
Myxozyma melibiosi is the source of this 1029-nucleotide messenger RNA. Its product is annotated as tryptophan synthase beta subunit-like PLP-dependent enzyme. Gene Ontology annotation, biological process: amino acid metabolic process. The transcript is spliced from 3 exons. Lineage: Eukaryota; Fungi; Ascomycota; Lipomycetes; Lipomycetales; Lipomycetaceae. The record is from RefSeq and is a predicted model, not a curated record. Gene Ontology annotation, molecular function: pyridoxal phosphate binding; threonine racemase activity; D-serine ammonia-lyase activity. The coding region runs from base 1 to 1029 and encodes 342 amino acids.